AUGGGAUCCAAUAAUCUGGAUCUAGAGCAGAAGGUCUUCACUGAAACUUCCGCCGCUCAACAUGACGGCAUUGUGACCUCUCCCAAAACAUCUGAUUCUGUGGCAGAGAAAGAGCCUGAGCCUGACCUAACGUAUGAUACGGGGCUCAAGACAUGGCUACAAGUACUGGGCUCGUUCUUCCUCUUCUUCAACUCAUGGGGCGUCAUCAAUACCUGGGGUGCAUAUCAAACAUAUUAUGAGCAGGAACUGCUCGUUGGUACUUCGUCAUCCACCAUUGCCUGGAUUGGAUCGCUGCAAUCGUUCCUGUUGAUGAUGAUCGGAGUCAUUACAGGCCCGCUGUUCGAUGCAGGCUACUUCCGAGCCCUCAUAAGCUUUGCCGCUUUUCUUCUACCAUUUGGCUUGAUGAUGACCAGUCUGGCCACCAAAUAUUGGCAGCUGAUCCUUUCUCAAGGUGUCUGUGUCGGUCUAGCAGCAGGCUGUCUUUUCGUUCCAUCCGUUGCUAUCCUGCCGCAGUACUUCCGAAAGAAGAAAGGUCUGGCUAAUGGUCUGGCUGCCAGUGGCAGCAGUAUCGGUGGUGUUGUCUACCCGAUCAUGUUUGACCAGUUGCAAAAGAAGGUCGGCUUUGCCUGGGCCACCCGGGCUCUGGGAUUUGUCUGCUUCGGAACGAUUUGCAUUUCCGUUAGCAUUAUGCGUGCACGGUUCCAGCCAAAGGAGAAGCGCAAGCUUUGGCAGCUUUCUUCCUUUAAAGAACCCGCAUUUACCAUAUUUGCUGUUGCCAUGUUUAUGGGCUUCCUGGGAUUUUAUAACUUCCUUUUCUACGUGCAGUCGUACGCAAUUCAGACUGGGAUUGUCGACUCGAAUCUGGGAUUCUAUCUCCUGUCCAUGCUGAACGCUGCCUCGACGUGCGGCCGUAUAGGCCCCAAUUUCCUCGCUGACCACGUUGGGCCUCUGAACAUGCUCACCCCCGCAGUGACCAUCACCGCUAUUCUUGCUUUCGUCUGGAUUCGUGUCCACACUGUGCCUGGCAUCAUCAUUCUGACCGUGUUCUACGGCUUCUUCUCUGGGGGCUUUGUGUCUCUGCCCCCUGUCGUGAUGGCUGCCAUGACUUCCGACGUUCGCAAUUUAGGCACACGCAUGGGCAUGGUCUUUGCUGUGACUUCCAUCGGUCUGCUGAUCGGUACACCCAUUGGCGGUGCAAUCCUGAGCGACACAAACGAGUAUCUCGGAGUGCAACUCUUUACAGCUUGCUGUCUGACCACGUCUGCAUGCCUCUUUACAACCGUACGGUUCUUGCGCUCGGGUCCCAAUCUUCGUUUCAAAACCUAG
Molecule: messenger RNA, 1326 nt
Organism: Penicillium canescens
Lineage: Eukaryota; Fungi; Ascomycota; Eurotiomycetes; Eurotiales; Aspergillaceae
Product: MCT family MFS transporter
Exons: 2
Coding region: 1-1326 (441 amino acids)
Biological process (GO): transmembrane transport
Cellular component (GO): fungal-type vacuole membrane
Molecular function (GO): transmembrane transporter activity
Source: RefSeq, a predicted model, not a curated record